Penicillium daleae is the source of this 885-nucleotide messenger RNA. RefSeq lists its product as uncharacterized. The coding region runs from base 1 to 885 and encodes 294 amino acids. Lineage: Eukaryota; Fungi; Ascomycota; Eurotiomycetes; Eurotiales; Aspergillaceae. The record is from RefSeq and is a predicted model, not a curated record. The transcript is spliced from 5 exons.
AUGGGCUCAAACGCAAAGACCGUUAUCGCAACAGGUGCCUCAUCAGGCUUGGGCUUCGAAUCCGUCAAGCAGCUGCUUGAACAGUCCGAGCCAUACCAUUUCAUCCUCGGCGCGCGAGACACCAAGAGAACACAAGCUGCGUAUGACGCGCUCGGCUUCGAUUCUACCAAGCACUCUGUUCACAUUCUGCCACUUGACCUGAAGGAUUUGCGUAGUGUGCAGGUUUUCGUUCAGAAGGCUCUUGCUCAGCUGGAUCGGCACAAGAUUGAUUAUCUAUUCUUGGCUGCUGGUACACUUGACAAUGCUAAGGGUCCUGGCCCGAAUGGAUCGCAAUGGUGUGAUGGGUUUGUCGUCAACCAUCUUUCCCAGCAUUAUCUGGUCCACUUGAUCCGUGAGACUUUGAUCGCCUCUCAAACGCGAAUUGUCAUCGUUUCCUCUGGGGCCAUCCGGAAUGUUCGCGGACAGGAUCCAAAAACACUGGAUGUCGACCUCAAGGCAAACUCCGGCGCCGGUAAUAGAGUAGUAUACAGCGCGUCCAAGUUUACCCAGUUGUUGGGCGCUCACUACUGGCGUCGUCAUCUACCGGAGUGUACCAUCGUCGCCGUAUCCCCCGGUCUCGUGCCCAGCACGAAGCUCGCCACGGACUUCGGUCUGAGUAUGGACAUGCCCGAUGCUAAGACGAUUCCUGAAGGUGCUCGGAGCCUUCUUGAUGCUUUCACCCGCAAUGAUAUCCCUGUAGACCCGGAGCAGAUUUUCCUCACUAGCUGGGGUGAAUGGUGGCCCAAGGAUGUGUAUGCUAUGAGCCUGGAUAUCAAUCUACAGAAUAAGUGGUGCUUGGGUAGAGAAGAGAUUGAGAAGGCCGAAGGUCUUGCUGGGGAAUCCUGA